Raphanus sativus (radish) is the source of this 477-nucleotide messenger RNA. Its product is annotated as CLAVATA3/ESR (CLE)-related protein 7. The transcript has a single exon. The record is from RefSeq and is a predicted model, not a curated record. Lineage: Eukaryota; Viridiplantae; Streptophyta; Magnoliopsida; Brassicales; Brassicaceae. Bases 65 to 307 code for a protein of 80 amino acids.
AGGUCCCUCCCCAGCCUCCUACUACUAAUCUUUCCUAAUUUCAUUCGACCUAAAAUCCCUCACUAUGGCUUGUAAGGCAUUACUAUUAUUGUUUGUGCUCCUAUUGGUAACGGGAACAGAAGGGAGGGUAGUUCGGGUUUCGAACAGUAAAGAUGCUGAAAGCGAAGAGCUUUUGAAACGGUUGGGAUACAACGUUUCUGAACUAAAGCGUCUUGGAGAGAUUUCAGCACGAAGUGAAAUAAACAGAUUUUCUCCGGGAGGGCCAGACCCUCAACAUCACUCUUAUUCUUUGUCUUCAAAGCCAUGAUUUGAUCAGAGUUUGUGUUGACACUUGUCAUGUAUGAUAUUGUUAUCAUUUCAAAGUCAAAAUAUCAUAGAAUCUAUGGUCAUCGUGAUGUUUAAAAAUCUUUUAAGAUGUACGAUCGAGGCUCUCCUGAAGUGUUCUUGUAAAGUUUAAAGAAUUGUACCCAUAUUUUU